AUGCAUCAGCAGCUUAAAACUGUUCGAAAACACCUUCCUUUAGUAAAACAGAAUGCCAAUCGUUCGUUUUGGGUUCAUUCCGUCCAAAAUACUUUAGAAACACCAAAUGUGAAACCUGAGCCCAAAAAGCCAUCUUCUCCAAUUCCCCCAACAAAUGGAAAAGAACAUGUUCGUCCCGACGGUAACGCCAAGGGCAGCAAGAAGCUUCGGAAUAGUUUUCGCUUAUUAGUUUUCUUAGGCCUUACUGGUUAUGCCGGAGGAGUGUGGUAUAGCUUUGAGGAUCCUAAGUUUUAUGAUGCAUUUGCAAAAUAUGCGCCAUUCGGUGAUCGUCUCCUUCCUGCAAUUGAGCACUCAUGGGUCGGCUACAAAUUUUUUGGGGGUAAUAAAAUUGUAAUACACGACAAGCCUAAAAUGAUGCAACCAAAUGCUUCUGAAGGAGUUUCGAGCGAUAUUGUUGGACAAGCAAAGCGUAAAGAACUGGCAAUACCUUCUGAAUUAAAACACAGCGAGUCAUCUGAUCGAGAAAGUAAUGAUAAGCCUACCACCAAGCCCAAUACCGAACCCAAUACUUCGGCUGAAGUAAAAGAAAACGCCAAAACAGUGGCCGUUUCAGACCUGGGCCUUGAUCAAGAGACUGGGCUUUCUGUUACUGCAGCUCCCGUAAUCAACCAAACAUUACAGCGAGCUCAUGAAGAGGAAAUAAAGGAUCAAACACGCAAAGUCGAAGCAUCCUUAAAUGAGGCUAAUCAACUCCGUGUUCAACUUUCGCAUUUACAGGAUGAACAAAAAGACGUUUAUGAAAAGCGCUUGAACUCAAAGAUGGAGGAAUGGAACUCAAAGAUUGGUGAACUCUUGGCAGAGCGUGAUCAACAAUGGCGUGAAUUAUUUGAACAAGAGAAACAGUUACAACAAAACAUUCAUGAUUCGAGACUACAUGAAGAGCUUGUUCGCGCGACCGCCGUCUAUGAAGCAAAAUUAAAGAACGAGUUAACAGAACAAGCCAUUGAAAUGGAACGCAUGCACCUCCAAGCUGUCAAGGCUCAAGUAGAACAAGAACGUGGUUCAAGACUUGGAAAGUUAGGUGAGCUCCGAAGCUCUUUUGAGGAGCUUCAAAAGCUUGCUCGUGGCGUCAUUUUUGACAACGGCCGUAUGACUAAAUUCAUAGAUGUACAAAAGGCCCUUGAAAAGGUAGAGAAGGAUGUCAAUCUCCGUAAUAGUCAAUCCCUUGAAAAAGAUCUCCAAGAUUUGAAGGAUGCUACCCAAGAAGACCAGCUGUCUGGCUUAGCUUUUAAUGUUAUUGACUCUACCUUACAAUCUGGCCCCGUGCUUUCCAAGAAGGAAUUACAGAUGAAGUUUGAUGUUUUAUCAAAAGAAAUUUAUAAGACCUGCUUCCUUACUGUGGACAGCGGAUUUUUAGGUCACAUGAAAAGUUUGCUUUUGAGUCAAUUACCUGCCAAUCUAUUUAAAUCUCCAGAAAUCCAGUCGGUCCAGAAUGUACUUAGUGAAGCCAGAUCCAACUUAAUGGCUGAUGAUUAUGAUGGCGUUGUCAAGAAUCUUUUGACUCUAUCUCAGUGGUCAAGAGCUUUAUCCAAGGAUUGGAUUGAGUCUUGCAGGCGCAAAUUGGAGCUACAACAAGCUAUUAAUAUCAUUAAAGGUUCCGCUUUGUACGCUUCUCAAAUGCAAGAAGAAGGUAAAGAGUGA
This is a messenger RNA of Schizosaccharomyces osmophilus, 1701 nucleotides long. RefSeq names its product MICOS complex subunit Mic60 (gene mic60). Gene Ontology annotation, cellular component: MICOS complex. Bases 1 to 1701 code for a protein of 566 amino acids. The record is from RefSeq and is a predicted model, not a curated record. Lineage: Eukaryota; Fungi; Ascomycota; Schizosaccharomycetes; Schizosaccharomycetales; Schizosaccharomycetaceae. Gene Ontology annotation, biological process: cristae formation. The transcript is spliced from 3 exons.